This is a messenger RNA of Gavialis gangeticus (Gharial), 2916 nucleotides long. It is a transcript of the gene AHRR, whose product is annotated as aryl-hydrocarbon receptor repressor. NCBI's taxonomy places the organism in Eukaryota, Metazoa, Chordata, Crocodylia, Gavialidae. The transcript has 10 exons. Gene Ontology annotation, cellular component: nucleus; aryl hydrocarbon receptor complex. Gene Ontology annotation, molecular function: protein dimerization activity; transcription cis-regulatory region binding; nuclear receptor activity. The record is from RefSeq and is a predicted model, not a curated record. Gene Ontology annotation, biological process: regulation of transcription by RNA polymerase II. The coding region runs from base 13 to 2265 and encodes 750 amino acids.
AGUGCCAAGACAAUGAUACCACCUGGGGAAUGCCUAUAUGCUGGGAGAAAAAGGAGGAAACCCAUUCAGAAACAAAGGCCUACAGUUGGGAAUGAAAAAUCUAAUCCUUCAAAGAGACAUAGGGACCGUCUGAAUGCUGAAUUAGAUCAUCUAGCCAGCCUCCUGCCUUUCCCACCUGACAUAAUAUCUAAAUUGGACAAACUUUCUGUCUUGCGCCUCAGCGUCAGCUAUCUCCGAGUCAAAAGUUUCUUUCAAGCUAUUCAAGAAAACCACUUCAAGAAGCAUCGUGAUCAAAUAAGCAAAGACAACAUAUCCAGCAAACCUAGUAUACAAGAAGGUAGACUUCUGCUAGAAUCACUGAAUGGUUUUGCACUGGUGGUGAGUGCAGAUGGAAUGAUAUUUUAUGCAUCAUCGACUAUUGUGGAUUAUCUCGGCUUUCAUCAGACUGAUGUAAUGCACCAAAACAUAUAUGAUUACAUCCAUGUGGAUGAUCGCCAAGAUUUCCGUAGACAACUGCAUUGGGCCAUGAAUCCUCCACAGGUGGAGUCUGGGCAACAUUUACCAACUGAAACAGGAGAAGAUCAUAUGCUCAAUAAAUUGUUUAAAGCACAAGAAUGUGACGGUGUGACAACAGACUAUUCUUCCUUUUUAACUCGCUGUUUCAUCUGUCGAGUUCGCUGCCUGUUGGACAGUACUUCUGGCUUUCUUACAAUGCAGUUUCAAGGCAAACUUAAGUUUCUUUUUGGACAAAAAAAGAAGUCCCCUUCAGGAGCAAUAUUACCACCUAAGCUGUCCUUAUUCUGCAUAGUGGUGCCACUUCUGCUUCCUUCUGUCAUGGAGAUGAAGAUGAAAAGUCUGCUCAUGAAAACAAAACAGAAAGCUGAAGAGGCAUCCACAAUAGACACAAACUCAAAAGCUAGUUCAGGUCUGUGUGAAACAGAGUCAAAUGGAAGAAUCAGUUACCAUGAAGGUCCAGCUUUCACUAAUGUGUUGCAAAGUGCUGAAAACCAGACCAAAGCAAAGAAUAAUGGAGAAAGUGGUAUUGCCCUUGUCAAAGUACAAACAAAUGAAGAUCAGUGGGUCUGGGUACAAACCAGUACUCAAGUUCUCUACAGAAGUGGCUGUUCAGAAUAUGUCAUUGGUUCACAACAAACACUAAAAGAAGAAGAUGAGCACCUGAACAUCACCUGUUUGAAAGGAAACCAGGAAGCUCUUACCUAUAAUUGUGCCAUUGAAGCUUUGGGACAGAUGAAGCAUAUCAAUUGGACAACAGUAAAAAAUGAACAGGAUAACAUAAAAGUGAAGUUUGAGCCUAGUACAAAUGACAAGGGUUUUCUGCAAGAGGACCCUCUGAAUGCUAAUAUGUCACUUUCAGGUGUCCAAAACAACUAUAACACAAACAGCGUUUGGACUUUAAGGAAUUCAUCAAGUUCUUGUUCCAUAAAUCAGUGCAAUUCGUGUCCAAACAGAAUAGUCAGACCAUUCUAUAGCAGAGACCAAAGCUUUUUAAAUUUAGCAACAACCUGUCCUUCCCACUGGGGUAGCACAGAAAAUUGCCAGCCUUAUUCAGGCUUACAGCAGCUAAAAACAGAGAACUGCAAUACAGAGCAUAUGAAAUUGCAGCGGCCAUUAAUAUCCCCAGAAACUCUGUUUGAUACAACAUUUUCUCCAGAGAUAUCUAUUAAGACUGAAUAUGAUUCUGAUUCUGAAAGUGUAGCUGGCAACCACACAGCAUCACAAAAUCGAGUCUGGAUGGAUGAGAAAGGCACAGCGAGAAAACAGCUGAUUAGUUACCCUAACAAGGUGCACCUUAAAACAGAACUAGAUCUCAGUGAGCAGCUUUCUCUUUGUCAAAAACCAAAGCACUAUGUUGGCACAUCGCAUAGUUGGCAAUGCAUUGUAACAAAUCAUACCAACAAUCUCAACAUAAACAGGCCUUGUAAAGGGUUUUGUAACAAAGAGGUGAUGUCAUUUUGCCUCCCGAACUCUGCAUGUUUGGAAAGCAUGCACGACAUGCCAUAUACAGGAUGCUACACACAGUUCUAUAGCCCUAGUACAAGAGAAGAAGAAGGACAGAACAACCAGAUUUUUAAAAUGCAGUGUCAUCUUAAAAAUCCCUGCUUGGUUCAAACUAUCAAGCGUGAGCCCUUGGAUUCUCCAUCCUUGUCUGAUAAUGGCCAGGAUGAAGUACAGGUGAUCCUCCCUGAAAACACUUUACUAGGUCCUGUGUCUCAUAAACCAACAGAAUGUACAUUCUUACAGUAGAUUGUAUAGUACAUGGAAUUUUUACAACACAAAAAGCAAGAAGAAGUUCUAGUUUCUCUUCCUAUUGGAUUAUGCGAGUCACUAAAAUUAAAACCAAAAGGAAAAGCUUUAAAAUUAGUAUAAUCUUUUUAGGGACUUUUGGAAAUGAAAUGAAGUAAAACUAGACAUUGCAAAGUAAUUAUCAGCCCUAAUGCCAGUGUUUCUGUCAAUCUGUCUUACAUUUUCUCUCAUUUCUAUAUCUCUGCAAUUGUUUAUAAGUUCUACCUUUUUCUUUGUUUAGGUCACUAUGUAUCUUGAAUCUCAAAAUGGGACAGGCUCCCCUCCCUCCUACUCUCCAGCAAGCUGUAUCCAAGCUCUGGUUUUAACAGAGUAAGUGUGUGAGCUGGGGAGAUGUGGGGGAAAAGAGGUUGCAGAGUGGAAUGCAGUAGUGAGCUGGGUGGCAAUGAGGAUUGUGAGACACCUGUCCUGAGCAUCAUAGAAGGUUUUUUAAAUAAGGGGUGUCAAACUCACCUGGCCUAUGGGCCAGGUAGGUGGCACAAAACUGGUGCACAGGCUGAAUGAAUGGCAUGGAGCCAAUGCCAUGGGCUGGAUUGGGCCCAAAGAUCCCCCUCUGCCCUGAUGCAGUGCCUGCUCUGGCCAGUCCAGGAUAUA